ACGUGUGCGCGUAAUAGUUUGUGCAAGCGAUGCGCCCCACCCGCGGCUGUGUGGUUGCAUUGAGGCGUGAGGCCAGUACACCGUUCCGCACGAUGGUAAACGCACGUACGCUCGCGCUCGCGUUCACCGCUCUUUUGGCCGUCGCGGCCGCUUCGCCCCUCACGAGCGUGCGGGUCAGGAGACAGCUGGCCGACGACAACACGCUGCAACCGAUCGAGGAUGGCAUUACAUACCGCCGCCAGGUACGAAGCACGAGCCCGGAGCGCGUAUCGUUGUUGCCGACAUCGGACACGAGCCCGUUCAACACGGGGGCCACUUUGAACAAGGGGGUCACCUUGAACAAGGGGACCACUUUGAACAAGGGGGUCACCUUGAACAAGGGGGUCACCUCGAACCAGGGGGUCGGCUCGAACCUCAACGCGUGGAGCCAGGACAGCAACACAGGGGCCACGUCCGCUACUCAGGGCACCUCAUUGAACACCAGGGGGUUGUCUACCAACUCCGAGAGGGGGGCGAGGCAGGCCGACGACAUCCCAGUGUUCGAUCGGAACAAGGUCAGCCUGGACUUCCCGGGGGCGUUGUUUGGUCCGUCCCUGUCGCUGCUCAUCAAGACCACUAAAAUUGUUGGAGAUGUCAUACAGAACUCGGCAGUCCGGUACCAGUCCUUCCUGAGGCUGUUCCGGCCUCUGUUCCGAGGCCAAUUCGAGAUCAAGGGCCUGGACCCUCCCACCACCACGACCACCACCACCACAACCACGACCAAAGCGCCAGUAGCAGCUGACAACGAAGUUCGCAGGCGAUAGAAGGAAAUCUUGGAAUGAGUUAUUUGCAGAUAUAUUGACUUUUCAUCGAUUCAACGCAAAUAGAUGAGAGUUUUAUAAAGUAGAAAGAUUUUUAGCAACAUCAUUUAUGAGAAAAUUUGCCAUGAAAAUAUAACCAACUAGAUGUUACCCGCGGUACAACGUAGCCUGUGUGUUAAUCCAAGGUACCAGGGUAACCAGCUAACUCCAUGCCAAAUUUUAUUAAAAUCACUCCAGCCGUUUAGAUGUGAAGAAGUAACAAACAUUCGCCUUUUUAAUAUUACAGCGAUUUUAGUUUUGAAUUGAAACUCGACUAAUAUUUCUGCAAAUAACUGUUUUGGUUCGAUAUUGUUUUAAGUAGAGCGAAUUUUAAUAAAUAUGUUGUUUGUGGCUUAAAAAUAUCAAAAUUUUUGUUAGGAAUAUUUUGAAAUGUUUUUUUGUGAAAAAGAUGCCAAAAAAUUGUUGAUUACAUAAUUCGGAUAUAAAGCAAAGAGGCUUUACCAAUAAUAUUAUGUAGUAUGUAAUAAAUACUAUGAUGAGAAUACAAGUAAGAUACAAAAACUGUAUAUCACAAUGUGUCUCAGCUCUCAGCUUAGCAAUUAAUUUUUCAGUCACUUUAAUAAGAACUGUGUUACCCAACUGCAGAAAAGGGUGAUGUUUCCGGGUCCCACUAUGGCCAAGUGCUGGGCAAGUCUGUCGGGUGGUUCUUUGGAAUAACAAAAUAUACUCAACAUCAAAUAAACCGCACCUUCCGCGACGCGAACUUUAACGAUUUUCUUCUGACACAAUCAUGG
Ostrinia furnacalis (Asian corn borer) is the source of this 1594-nucleotide messenger RNA. RefSeq lists its product as uncharacterized. Bases 30 to 803 code for a protein of 257 amino acids. The transcript is spliced from 3 exons. The record is from RefSeq and is a predicted model, not a curated record. Lineage: Eukaryota; Metazoa; Arthropoda; Insecta; Lepidoptera; Crambidae.